Molecule: messenger RNA, 983 nt
Organism: Lucilia cuprina (Australian sheep blowfly)
Lineage: Eukaryota; Metazoa; Arthropoda; Insecta; Diptera; Calliphoridae
Exons: 2
Coding region: 418-804 (128 amino acids)
Source: RefSeq, a predicted model, not a curated record
UUUAUUGACAGUAGCGUAACAGAAUUCAAACAGUAAACAACAAAAUCAUAUACUAUUUGCACAAUCAAACGAAUAUAAAUUAUAUAAGUAUAUAAAUAUAUAAACAAGAAAUCAAGAAAAACAACAAAAAACAAAGUGUUAGCAAAAUAUUUAAUACAGAUUUGGUUCUAAGAAAAAAAAAGUGUUCUAAAUUAAUACAAAAAAGGAUUAUUCAACACAUUAUACAGCUAGUGACAAACAAAAUAGCGUAAAAAAGAAAUUAACAACAAUUUUUUUUUUUUUUGAAAAGUAAAUAACAACAAAGUGUUAAUUAUUUAAAUAAUUAUUUAAUAUUUUGCGUAUUUUGGUGUUUGUGUUUAAUUAAGAUUUUUCUCUAACAAAAACUUCAGAGUUUAUAAUCAAAUAAAUCAAUACAAAAUGACAGCUGUUAAUGGAAAGAUAUUUUUGGUAUUAUCCAUGAUGUUGGCUUUAGCCUGGUGCCAACAGCACUAUCAGCAAAUCAGUGACAGUGAAGUGCCCGCUGUUUUAAGCUACAACUCACCAUUGAGACAACCCGAUAGCCUAAGAUCUCGUCCCUACUUUGAUUUCUUGAGCACUCUAUACAGACGUGAUGCCGACAAGACUCAAUUAUUCCGUCCCUAUGUACGCAAUCGUCGUGAGAUCGUUGCACCUGUUGCCAUAGACCUUAACGUUGCCCAACAUGAGCGCAGCAAAAGAGCCAUAGUUUUCCGUCCCCUAUUCGUGUAUAGACAACAGGAAAUUCGAAAACAACAACUUCAAAAUCAACGUAGACGUUGUGUUUAAAUGAAUUUUUUUAAUUAACAUAAUAUUUACGUAAACAUUUUUUAUUUUAUUAUUAUUUUUUUUUUCUUUUUAAUUUAAUUUAAAUUUGUGUACAGGUUGUGUUGCUCUAGAAAAACCAGAGUAACUCCUUUUAUAUUUUAAUAUUAUUUUUUUUUUUUGUUUUUCGCUAUUUUCUAUUG